Symbiodinium natans is the source of this 744-nucleotide messenger RNA. Lineage: Eukaryota; Dinophyceae; Suessiales; Symbiodiniaceae. The record is from the annotation of a GenBank genome assembly.
AUGUCUGACCCCCUGGAUGCGGAUUGGCUCCGGCGCGGCAAGUGGCGAGGCUUCUACGACGGAACCUACGCACCACACCGGAAGGCCGCUGAGGAAGAGUCCGACAGCGGAAUCGAUCACCUGCCAUGGCGAAGCCAUCUGCCAGCGUCGCAGCUGCUGCAGUACAUCGGUGAUGGUAAGCUGCUGCCCUCGGCACGGGCUUUGGAGUUGGGAUGUGGCACCGGCGAGAACUUGGUCGCGCUGGCACAUCAUACCCGCUUUGUUUGUGGCAUCGACAUCGUUGAGGAUGCAGUGAAGUCCAGCCAGGUUGCGCUUAGGGAGGCGCGCAUGGACUGCAUGAAGGCGCAGGUUCUUUGCGCCGACGUCCUCGAGCUGCCGGACGAUGCCAUAUACCUGUUGGAUGGAGGAAGCUGGGAGUUCGAUUUCAUCUUCGACUGCCAAUGCUUCCACUGCCUCUACCAGGUGGACGCGGAGGCGGCCGCCCAGGUCUACGCCAAGCUGCUUGCGCCGGGCGGGAAGCUGCUGAUGCUCACGGGCAACUCGGAGGAAGUGGCUUCCAGAGGGCCGGUGCAGCUGUCAUACGAAGAGGUGUUCCAUGCCUUCGACGGCACCGACCUCUUCUGCGCCGAGCUGAUGCCGACGCGCUUCGACUGGACGGAGACCUACCGGAAGCAAAGUUACGAGGAGCCUCCCCUGGGAUGGCUGUCCCUCUGGUGCAAGCCGGAGGCUGAACCUGGGGUUUAG